GGUCUGCGUUUGGUGGCCGGUUAGGCGAGGUGGCUCAGAGCUCGUGACCCAAUUUCGCAGCUGGUGGUUUCAGCAGCGACGUUGGGCGCCGCGGGGAGAACGGGGCGCGCGGGCGGCGGGCGCGUGUCAAUGCCGUUCGUUGACUCGAAGCAGCGGCGUCGGCGCGGCCUCCGGCUUACAUAACCACCGACAAUGAGCGGCGCUCGCCCACCGCAGCGCCGUGUCGUGUGUGCCGCUGCCGACCCAUGCUACUCACAACAUCACGUACCUACUCUAACUAGGUACCAUGAAUAUCCGACGGAAAAUGGCGAAAUUUGACUGUAACACUGGCACUGGCACAUACGCAUCUAUUCAUUUUGGACACAAUGAAUUAAACACAAAGUUUAAUCACCUGAGCAUUAAAAUAUUUCAAUUUGAUUACGCGUUAAACUUUCACUGUUCCUGACCUAAUUUCUAUGGAUUCUUCCAUGAGAUUCCGUCCGCAAUUGCCCACUACAAAAUAAUAUCCCAGACCAGAAACGGCUGCGGUGUCGCUAAACGAUACUUAAUAAAAAGAAAAAAAAAGAAUGCUGAUUUAUGAACACAUUGUUUUUUGUUUGAGGAGGAUGCACAAUUUUAGCUCUUACAUAAAUUGAAUUUUUACACAUUUUAAUGAAGGGCCAUGCCAUGAAAAAAAAACACGGAAGGUAGACUGUUUUUGCAAGGGCAGACUCUAAGCAACAAAUAGAAAACAAUCGCGAAGACAGGUCUAAAUUUAAUUAAUUUCAGUUGUAUAUCGUUUCAGAUAGCAAUAAAUUUUAGUAUAAAAUAGCUAGUAAUAUAAGUGAGGGAUCUGACAAGCAAAAUUUUAAACAUAAAUAUAUUUUCAGAGUCAUUGAGAUAAAAGGUAAAAACCGACGCGACAGUCAUAAUAGGCGCUUUUGUUUCCUUCUGAUUCGCUGGCUUUACCCCCGAUCUUAAUAAUUAAAAUGUGAAAUACUAAUUAAUUGAAAACGUUCGUAAACAAUAAAACCCUACUUCGUUCUGCCGUGUUUAUUUCAUAAAAAGAUAGUACUGGAAACGAAUCAUCUAUUUGUCCUCAUCUCUUUAAGGAAGGAAGUUGCUGCACUUGCUACGCUAUGAGAGUAAAAGUUAAAUCGUAAAAAGCUUUGUAUUUCCUAGAAAAGUGAGAUGCAGCCUUUAUUAAAGGUCAUUAACUUAGUUUUCCGCUGUCGUAGUAAAAUACUAACAAGGGACCUAUCAGAAUAAAAUGUAACCUCCUAAAGAAAAUACCUAAAAAAUGCAUAAUAGUAGAGCGCUAUAAUGAGACCUUUCUGUACUUGUCAGGGUCGUCCCUACCUAGUGCAGUAGUGUUAGUUUAUAAAUUGAAUGAAAUCCGCCCUACAAUCUAGGUAAGGUCAGCUCGCCUUCCCGUCAAAUUUACGACAGACCAUUAACAUUCACGGAAAGCUAGCAAAUAAGCAUCAUGAAUGCAAGUACAUAUCUAGUACCGAGAUGCUUGAAUGGGUGCUCCUGUGCUUGGAUGGUAUUAGGGCGGGCGGCGCGAAGAGCCGAAAGUGAAAGAUGCGCAGUCGCGGGGCGAGGGGGAGGAGUCCACGCGAGCGGAGCCGCGGCUCGCAGCUAGCGAGCAGAGUGCACUGCCGCAGCCUCACGCAAGCCAAACAAAACUUUAGUUAGUAACCUACUUCCGUACGAGCGCCGUGAGCGCGAUACCCGCUCCGCUCGCGCCGCUCCGCUGCUAGCUUUAGUACUGUGACCGUUUCAGUGUAACGUAUAUACUUGGUUUAUGAACUCUUUGGCUCCGGUUUGGUUGAAUGGACACACAUGUGACCCCUGGACAGGAACUUUUUGCCAAAAUGUUUUACGGAAUAAUGACACUCAGCCGCGGCCCGUGUGACCUUGACAACAUGAGUCUCUUCCAAGACCUAAAACUAAAGAGGCGGAAAGUUGAUUCCCGAUGUAGUAGCGAUGGCGAAUCGGCCGCCGACACCAGCACGUCGUCGCCGGACCCGGGUCCGCCUUCGCCGCGCAUGGCCGACGCCGGCUGCAGCACGCCGCCGCACCCGCCGCCCAUGUUCGACGACGGCAGCUCACCCACGCCCACCCCGGCCUGCCACCCCACCGUCAUUCGCUCAGCGCCGCCAUACUCCGUCAUCAAGUUUGAAGGAGCCGCCAGCUCCAACAAGUCUGACAAUUCGCAUGCCAUUAAACACGUGGUUACGUCGCCCACGCAACACUCCUCCGUGAAGCUGGAGGGCCCGCCGCCGGAGCCUCCGCUCCCGUACAGGCCGCGGGCGCCCGCGCCACCGCCACCCGGCGUGCACUCUCCUCUCGCGCCGGGGCCCUGGCCGCCGGCCGCUUGCAUCAACGGCGUCAAGCCCGAACUUAUCGGUGGACAUUUCCCGCCACAACCGCAGGAGCCCAAGACUGGUGGAGCGCGAGGGCCUGCGCAAUGGAGAGGGGCGCCUGCCGUUAUCAUGGGUGAAUCCGGAGGCGUACGCACAAUGUUUUGGACGCUACCGGCGCCCACUCCCGGGGGUGAGACAUCUGCGACACCGAGUGGGUCGCACACGCCAACACCGCCGACACCAGACCCCACUACAUGCAGUGAGGAAUCUGCGGCUAGGCUGCUUUUGAACCUUGGUGGCGAGUUAAGGCGGCAGCGCGGCCCGCCAUUGAACAUGGAACUGUUAUGGGCAGGAGACGUAUCACAGCUGCCUGCUCACCAACAGCUCCACGCUUUGAACCUAAGUGCGGCGGCAGGCAACACGGCUGGAGCUUCAGGCGCGCCGGCCCCAAGCCCACACUCUAUGCCUCGUCCGGAGCUACGCGCCUACGCGCCUGAAGCUGAACGCGAAGAAGAUGAACAGCCCAUGAUCUGCAUGAUAUGCGAAGACAAAGCAACGGGUUUACAUUACGGAAUUAUCACCUGUGAGGGAUGCAAAGGCUUCUUCAAGAGAACUGUUCAGAAUAGACGCGUGUACACAUGCGUCGCUGAUGGAGGCUGUGAAAUCACAAAGGCACAAAGAAAUCGAUGUCAAUACUGUCGGUUCAAGAAAUGUAUCGAACAGGGCAUGGUUUUACAAGCUGUAAGAGAAGAUCGCAUGCCAGGUGGUCGAAAUAGCGGUGCAGUGUACAAUUUGUACAAAGUAAAAUAUAAAAAGCACAAAAAGGCAAAUAAAGCAGCGACAACAACAAGUCGGGCGUCGCCACCAGAAAAGCCUAAAGAGCCAAUGCCACCUCUCCCACCACAUCUGGUCAACGGCACCAUUCUUAAGACUGCUCUCACCAAUCCUAGCGAGAUGUGUUGCGUUCAGGUUGUCCACCUAAGGGCUCGAUUAGAGAGCGCAGUAUCAUCCUCGCGGGACCGCGCGGUGCCGCUGGAAAGGGCGCUGCACAUGAUCCGCGCCCUCAUCGACUGCGAUGCCAUGGAGGACAUCGCCACCGUGCGCCACCUGCCCGAUCUCCUGCACGACACCUCAGAAAUAGGCGAUAAGCUCUGCAAAAUCGGGGACUCCAUCGUACAUAAGAUGGUCGCGUGGACGAAGAAACUCCCGUUUAUAAUGGAGAUUCCGAUGGAAAUACACUCCAAGCUGCUGAUGGAAAAGUGGCACGAGAUCUCUGUGCUGACGACGGCGGCGUUUCAGGCGAUGCACGGGAAGCACGCGCACGCGCCGCCCUCCUCAGACCACGAGCACGACUUCAUACAAGAGGUGAACGCAAACCUGCGGACGCUGCAGAACUGCCUCACCUCACUGAUGGGGCGCCCCAUCACCCUGGAGCAGCUGCGGCUGGACGUGGGGCUCGUGGUCGAGAAGAUGACGCAGAUCACCUGCGUCUUCCGCCGCAUACAGCUCCGGAUGGAGGAAUACGUCUGCCUCAAAGUCUACAUAUUGUUGAACCAAGAAGUGGAACUGGAAGGCAUUCAGGAGCGAUACGUGCAGGUUUUACGCAGCUAUCUGGAGCACGCAGCUCCCCACCAUCCCGGCAGAUUGCAGGAACUUUUUGCCAGGAUACCUGAGAUCCAAGCAGCGGCGAACCUCCUACUCGAGAGCAAGAUGUUUUAUGUGCCGUUUGUGCUAAACUCGGCAGAGAUCAGAUAGUACGUGUAGUCGCGCCGCGCGUCUUAUGUCACCACCUGUGUUCACUGCCCCGGCACACGAGCUCGGACGAACGUUCCUAGUCGCCCGCCAAGGGGCCCGGCCGGCUCGGCGCGGCCCGGCGCCGCCGCCGAGCGUCCGGCGCGGGCAGCCCUCACCGCGCGAUAGUGAACUCCCAGCGAGCACGGCUACAUUACAUACUCGCGCCCACGAGUCCAUGUGUGUAACGAUGUUUAUUUUAGAGGAAUUAAAACGUCCCAAUUGACAGACUGAUUUUUAUUAAUAGUUCUUAUGUGAUAAGCGCCAGGGACUCGAAUGCGUGUUUUAUACCUACGUGGUAGUGUAUACUAAUUAGUGUAAAUUAGUUUAAUGUUAGUUAAUAUUUAAAACUGACAGACGGAUCGCAUAAUAUAUUAUUUCUGUAAAUAUAGAAUACUUUAUAGCAUAGGUAGAUUGUUUAAGAUGUUGUUUUAGAUAGAUUUGUUUCUUGUACAUGGAAUAUUGCUGUUUUAGUUUGCAUUUUAUAUCGUGUAGGGGUACCUAACCAGUGUAAUGUAAUAAUGAGAAAUUUACCUGUCUAAGACUUGUUGGUAAGUAACGUUAUGUAAGUAGACUGUAAGUACGUACUCUCAGUGUUUACCAAGACUGCUUGUAUACAACUGUACUGUUUAUACACUAACAAACAUAAUGUUCUAUAGUCACAACUUUUGCAUUUUUAUUGCCAAUAUUUCGCAAAGACACGUUUCGUGCAUUAUAAUUGUAUCUAAUGUUUUCUCUUGUCCCUAUUCUGACUUAACCAAUUAAUGUAAGUGUCCGGUGUACAUUGUAGACGAUGUUUUAUUGUAUUUGCUUAUUGCAUUUCUCUAAACAAAGUUAAUUUUACGUGUACCUAUUGUACAGGUGCUUUACACUUUCGUUUGUUACUGUGUUUAGACAAAUUCGAGUUCAAUUCCUCAAUCCCUAAUUGCGAUAAAUAAGUGUGUAGGUAAUAUACAUCACAUAUCUCACUCGAGACAUCCAUCCCACCUUAAGUUCGAAUUUACUAUGCACUUAUACGGAAAUAUCGGUCUACUAAAUUGGUAGAUAUAGUUUCUGUGUCACUGAACCAAAAAAAAAACAGGAUUUACUUAGAAAAAAAUCAUUCCUUCAUAGUCAUUUAUUAGCAACGUAUAGAACUCACAAUGCAAUGGUUCAUUCCCCGCAAAACUUUCUCAUCAUCGUCAUCUUCCGUUCAACUUCCUUUCUGACAUUAUCUCAUAGAACUUCCAUAUUUAUCCCGUACUCAUACAUUAUGUAUAAAAUAAAUAGGUAAAUGAAAUUUAAUUGUAAAACGUUAAUAAUACUACUUUAAAUAAAUAGAAACAAAGAGACUUUCUCACCUUGACACUGUCAGUAUAUCACUGCCUUUCGUUUUAACACUUAUUUGCCGUUAUUGCUAUACAUAAGUAUCCGGUUUCUCGUUAAUGUUUUAGUGUAAUGGACGUUCCAGCAACGGUGAACAGUUACCAAUAGCUUUAGGAAGGCGACGUAUGCCGAUUAUCUUAAGUAAUUACAACCAAAAAGUUCGUUAUAGGGACUUACAUAGAUUCUAGUUUAAAACGGUUAAGCGUUUGUACCACACAUUUUUCGAUGUCGUGGCGAGCGUGUAGCAACUCUGUUACAGGAACGACAUUCUAUAAGGCUCUUAAUCCAAGCACAAGAACGAUUUUUUGGCAAAAUAUUGCCGCUUUUGAAAAGGCAUCUUGUACUGUUCUACACAUACUUAAUGAGCCACGACAUCGUUCUUCCACGUAGCUUACGAUCUCGUCCCGGUAAUGAAGGCGUUAACUCAUAUCCAAUGAACACUUACAAUUUGGAUUAUAAUUUUCUUCUAAGCUGCUCUUGGGCUCUCUAGCUUAAGAGCCAUCCCAUCUCUGCUCUCUCCAACCUUCAGCUUGAAUAUAUGGCAUUCGAUCCUGUCAAUGUUUUUGAACGAAAGUUAUAUGUUCAUGAUGAAAGACCGAUUGAUAGAGGCAGCUUAGCAGAAAUGUGUGUUUCGGCUUAGACUUCAGUUGGCAAAAGUGGAAGCCUGUUCAUACUGCUAGAAGUGCAGCCAUGUUGACUAAAUCGAGCGACACACGACCGUUCCUCGUCAUGUUACCAUUAGAUAAGUGUUAGGUAUUAACGUGUUUUAUAUGUGUAAUUUAAAAUUAGUGAAUACAACCAGUUACAAUACUGCCAUUAAAUGCCUAAAUAUAAAUACCUAGUUUCAAAUUAAUUUUGUUAUAGGUAAUUAAUUUGUAUAUGAUUUAACUUAGUAAAACGGCGUUCGUGAAAUUAUAAGUUAAAUGUGAUAAUUAAACAGUGAUAGAGUAAAUAUUCGGGGUAAAGAGCGCCCCGUGCUCGAGCGGCAAGUCGUGGGGCACGCUAAGGCAACUACUUACCGGUACCACCGGUGUCUACUGCGAACACCGAGAUUAGAAAUUAGUUUAAUAUCAAUGUUAUUACGCUCUUGCAAUAUGCGGGUGACAAAGACAGAGAUACGAGCACCUAUUUCGGUUUUCGGAAGUUCGCGUUUAUAGCCCUAUGCAACUGAGCGGGUAUCUGCGGCCGCUUGACACACUCGCGUCAGACGGAGCUUGAUACCCGCACGUGUGUAGCUUGCUUUAGAGGCCCUCAUCGCAGUCCCGCCGUGGCGUAUCCUCGCCUGUAGGUACUUCAUGUCAAAUAUUCUCCUUAAUUGGGUAACUAUAUUUAUUUAUCUUAAUUAUAAAUUAGUUUUAUAAAACACCAUCUUAACGACGGUGUAACUCUAAAGUCUGAGGUAAAGAUGCCUUUAUAGAUUACAUGUUACGAGGAAAUCAUAAAAAAAACUAAUCACGAAUCGUGCGUCAUUCUACUAACGUGUAAAUGAUUAUGUGUAUGUAGAUAAUAUGACACUUAUUUUGUUAGUAUCGUAGCGUAUACUGUUAUUAAGGUGAAACUAACGGCAUUGUAUGAAAUGGAGAUUAGGACGGUAAGGAUGUUAUUGGCGUUGUACAAAGGAUAGUAUUGAUAGAAAUUAACGAUAAAAUUGGCGCAUUACUGGCGAGUACCUAAUUAGAAUAGUACACGAAGAGCCCCUUGAGGCUGACAUUUCUUGUGUAAAUAAAUACUAUUUUGACAUAAGAUGGCCACUUGCUUUUCGAUGCUGUCCUGAUUAUUUGCUGGACACUGUAAUAAGACUUAAUCGCCUAUUUCUUCAUUCAAACUCGUGUUCUUUUUUCAAAGCAAUCCAGGAUAUUAGAUACAACAAAAUCUCGAAAGUAACGGAACGUAGAACUUGCUCCUGGUUGGUGAUUUGAUUGCGUUUGAGUAAUUUGCAUCCGUACCAGUCGGCUCUUAAAACCAAGUUCAGCCCUGACCACAGACUAUGUGUUGUGUGGUAUGAAGUCGAUUUUAGAGGCUGCUGGAAGUUACGGUCAUAGCGCCGCGCAGUCCGCGCCUGCCCGCGGCUCCGCGUCGGGGCGUCCGCUGGCCGUCCGAUGCGCUCACAAUCAAUUAUUAAUAGUUAAUCUAUGGUACGUAAUGUAUUGUAAAGUACUUUAAGGCUGAGAUGUAAUAUGCGGUAACGGUGCGACGCGAUCGAGCGCCGCCGCGAGCGCGGGCGCCGACGGGUGGACCUAGUUAAUAUUGCGAAAAUAUUUUGACUGAUAUAAUAAUUUAAACGUAAUAAUGUUAAUAUAUUUAUAAGAAUGUAACAAAAAACUUAAUGCAUUUCACACUUUCUUUACAGUCCAUAAGAAAAAUUACAUGUAAGAUAUUGUGACGAAAUAUUUUCACAUUGAUAGUGUAAGGUUUGUUGUGUAAAAUAGCGUUUCGUGUAUUUCGGGUAAAAGAAGGGUUGAAAUUGUGUACAUUAGACAUUGUAUUAAAUAGUACUGAAAAAUGGUGUGUAAAUCAGUAACAGAAUAUAUAUAUUUGGAAACGUUGAAGAGUGAUUGUUGUACAUAUACAAUAUACAUAUAUAGAACUACAUGUCACAGAUGAAUAUUUGAAAUAAGUACAUACACAUUCAUAGAUAUCUGUUCUAAAUGUUUUAUUCAGAUAACAAUAGGUAAUCGUGUUCUGUUAUGGUUAAGUGUCUAAAUAAAAACUAUAAACAAACACGUUUCGCUUGUCUGGUUCAUUCGGUGAUUUUGUAUCUAUCUGUUUCCUCACUUUCUGAAUCGAAGUAUUUUAGAGAUAUAUGGUAUACAAGUAUGUUUAUCUGUACAUGUGUCACGGUUCGCCCAUGGGGCCGCAAUGGUCGCCCGGACACGGGGGCGGUAGUCCGGACUCCGUCGGGCUCCCAAGCCGCCUUGUCCGAGGAGGAACUAUUUGCUAUGUUCUUUAUAAUAGUUGAUUGUGAACGGGUGUGCUGUUGUACUGUACUCUCGUAUUUAUUUGGGCUCGCUCAAUUUCAAGACUUAUCGCUUUCAGACCUAGCAUAUUAUACAUUGUUCGCUUUAAUUUAAGUAUUAUCAAUACGAUAGGGUUCUGUACUUGUAGUAUGUCACUUAGUUGCUGAUCGCUGUACCGUUCUCGUUGGUUCCGGCCGGGCCGGUCUGGCCACGGACCUCAUUAGGCACAGAUCUAACGCCACAAUGGUAUAUAAGGAAUUUUUUUUUCAGACUAACUUUAUUUAACUAGACGCUACAGUCGACCAAAAAAGUCAACUCAAUUUAUUUCGAUUUCUGGCUAUACUAUGCAACAUUGUGUCAAUUGUAUAUCAAUUCUAAAUAUAUAUAUAUACCAUAGCAAUAUGCGUAGCAAAUAGAUAUUUGCUACGCAUAUUGCUAUGGUAAGAAACCACCUCCCCCUUUCUUCGCGGGCGCCAUGUACUAAAUUUAUAUAGCCUUUGUCACUAUCACAAUUCUGACCAAUUAGAGGAUACCUCAUAUGUCAAAAACCGUCCAGCCGUUUGGGCUGUAGUGCGUGCCAAAGAAAUAGGCAUACAUACAUACGUUCGAAGAACAUUACCCUCCUUCUGGUGCAGUCGGGUAAAAAGGAAUUCAAAAUUAAUUCUAUUUCAAGUUUUAAAGGUAGGUAUCGUAAGUAAGUACAAACUUGACAGAUGGUGCUAUAGUUAUCACCGAUUUAAAAUAUCUCAGUACAAGAGUUUAAUUUCUAAUAAAACAAAAAAAAAACAUUGUAUUGGCUUGAAGACAGUUUAUUGAUUGAAGGACUUUAUAAUUAUAGUUUUGGAAUGCCCGCUGUUAGCUAUUUCGUGACGUGCGCGUGUCGCAACCGUGUCGCGCCCGGCCCGGCCCCGUGUGUAUAGUGCACUCAGAAAGUCAUGUACUGCUCUAUAUUGUCUCGUUGAGUGGUGCGCCGGCUGAUAGUCAAAAGAUUGUAAUGGUUUGCCAAGAGAAGUUACCUACAAGUUGUGUUUAGUUAGCGAUGCAUAACGUGUUUGUACUUUAAUUUGUUUUUUAGUUUUACUCUUGGAAAUCAAUGGUUAAUAAAUUAAGAAAAUAAAAUGUAUGUGAAUUAUU
Messenger RNA from Cydia pomonella (codling moth), 9595 nucleotides. RefSeq names its product hormone receptor 4 (gene Hr4). Bases 1815 to 4103 code for a protein of 762 amino acids. Gene Ontology annotation, molecular function: DNA-binding transcription factor activity; sequence-specific DNA binding; zinc ion binding. The transcript is spliced from 8 exons. NCBI's taxonomy places the organism in Eukaryota, Metazoa, Arthropoda, Insecta, Lepidoptera, Tortricidae. The record is from RefSeq and is a predicted model, not a curated record. Gene Ontology annotation, biological process: regulation of DNA-templated transcription.